CCAAGCUGGACACUCAUGCGCAUGCGUGCCCCCCUCCCUCCACCACCUGCCUUCCAACACCUUCUUCAGUUGGUUCUCUCCUGAGUCUACCACCUCCUGCUGAGCUGCGCCUCAGAGGUGGUGACUCUGGACAGGCAUCCUCCUCCGUAGUCAUCGGUGUAGUCUGAGGGCCUGCGGUCUGAGAAGUCCCGGGUGCUUUUGUACAGCACCAGAAACAUCCUAAGCAAUGGCAUCCAUCCGGAAAAAACUGGUGAUCGUGGGCGAUGGGGCUUGUGGAAAGACGUGCUUGCUCAUCGUCUUCAGCAAGGACCAGUUUCCUGACGUUUACGUGCCCACGGUGUUUGAGAACUACGUGGCCGAUAUCGAAGUGGAUGGAAAACAGGUGGAAUUGGCCCUGUGGGACACAGCUGGACAAGAAGAUUAUGAUCGCCUGAGGCCGCUCUCCUAUCCCGACACUGAUGUCCUCCUGGUGUGUUUCUCCAUUGGCAGCCCUGAUAGCUUUGGGAACAUCCCGCAGAAAUGGACUCCAGAAAUCAAGCAUUUCUGUCCCAACGUGCCCAUCAUCCUGGUUGGGAGCAAGAAGGAUCUUCGGAAUGACAAGCAGACAAGACAAGAGUUAGCCAAGAGGAAGCAAGAGCCGAUAAAACUUGAACAAGGCCGAGAUUUGGCAAACAUCAUAGGCGCUUUCGGGUACGUGGAGUGUUCUGCAAAGACCAAAGAUGGAGUGAGGAUGGUCUUUGAAAUGGCCACAAGGGCUGCUCUGCAAACGAAUCGAAGGAAGAAAAAGCCUGGAUGCUUCCUCUUGUGA
Peromyscus californicus insignis is the source of this 808-nucleotide messenger RNA. RefSeq names its product transforming protein RhoA-like. Lineage: Eukaryota; Metazoa; Chordata; Mammalia; Rodentia; Cricetidae. The record is from RefSeq and is a predicted model, not a curated record. Gene Ontology annotation, molecular function: GTP binding; GTPase activity. The transcript has a single exon. Bases 227 to 808 code for a protein of 193 amino acids. Gene Ontology annotation, biological process: small GTPase-mediated signal transduction; stress fiber assembly; cell migration. Gene Ontology annotation, cellular component: dendritic spine; cleavage furrow.